AUGUUGUCAAUAUCGUUUGUUCCUGAUGGAUAUCUUAUAAUUUUGUACCCAGCUGCCAUCAAAAAUGUCAGCAAUCAUGAUCCACGUGAUCAUACAUCGGAAUCAAGAAUCACGGGAGAAGAGUCUCAGUUAACCCUAAUUCAAAAGACAUGGGUGUUCUGGUGGGGAAAAAGUGACGAUUUAGGGUUUAUACAAAGAUGGUGGAAUAAAGAUGGAAAGAUAAUGACAAUAGUGUAA
Molecule: messenger RNA, 237 nt
Organism: Ambispora leptoticha
Lineage: Eukaryota; Fungi; Glomeromycota; Glomeromycetes; Archaeosporales; Ambisporaceae
Source: the annotation of a GenBank genome assembly